Messenger RNA from Cylicocyclus nassatus, 646 nucleotides. The record is from the annotation of a GenBank genome assembly. Lineage: Eukaryota; Metazoa; Nematoda; Chromadorea; Rhabditida; Strongylidae.
UAAAGGAGGAGAAGCAAUUCAAUAUUCGAUUUGUCGCCUCUUGUAGUCCCGCAGCGAUCCCCUUUCAACUGUUCAGCCAAAAGCGCUCACUCGGCUCGCAGACGUCACCGUUGGUCGUAUGAGUGUUCAGCGACAACUGCGGGAGGACUGGGAUAACAGGGAGUACGAACAGAUAGUCGCCGACAACGUGAAGAACAUCGCGAAUUUCUUGUCCAGCUUUGAAUUGUCGUGUCGAAGCAAAUUAGCAUCCCUGAGUGACAAACUCAAUCUUCUCGAGAAGAAGGUCGAGUUCUUGGAGGCAAGAAUUACUAGAGGGGACACAUUGACCAAGGAGCAGGCUCGCCGGUCUGUUCUGCAGGUCUAUAAGGACUUGCAACGUAUGACACCAAAGUUCUGGUGGGAUUUUGGAAUGCAUGAUAUGCCGUUGGGAGUUUUCCGUUCUGUACUCAAAAAACAGUUUAUGAAGAACUCACAAAUCACAGAUUUUCGCGUCAUUGACAGACUCGUCGAAGAAACCAAACAGCACAUGGUCGCAAUCCAGUAUGCCUUCUACAAUCCGGAUCACGUCCGAAACUAUCUGUUCCGGGAAAAUGUCGAAGCCAAGCCGAAAGAUUUCUUGUCAAAAUUCUUGAAUGGUCAGGAAUAA